Camellia sinensis is the source of this 2535-nucleotide messenger RNA. Its product is annotated as exocyst complex component EXO70A1. NCBI's taxonomy places the organism in Eukaryota, Viridiplantae, Streptophyta, Magnoliopsida, Ericales, Theaceae. Gene Ontology annotation, biological process: exocytosis. Gene Ontology annotation, cellular component: exocyst. The record is from RefSeq and is a predicted model, not a curated record. Gene Ontology annotation, molecular function: phosphatidylinositol-4,5-bisphosphate binding.
UCAUCGUCAUCCCAUUUUCUCUCUCUUCUCGUCUUCUUUAUUUCUCUCUCUAGUCUCUCUCUCUCUCUCUAAUUCCUUCGAAUUGAAGUUCCAGCAGAGAGAAAAUUCAGGAGAUACAACAAUGGGGAUUCCGACAGCAACUCCGGUGGUUUCGGAUGUGCUGAGUGAAAGAGCAGCAACGAUGAGAGACUCUCUUCAGAAGAGUCAGUCCAUCACAGACACAGUUGCUUCCAUUCUCGGCUCCUUUGACCACCGUCUCUCCGCCCUCGAAACCGCCAUGCGUCCAACCCAGAUUAGAACACAUGCGAUUCGGAGAGCUCACGAGAACAUUGAUAAGACCUUGAAGGCUGCAGAGGUUAUAUUGUCUCGAUUUGACCUUUCUCGCCAGGCAGAGAGUAAAAUACUCAAAGGUCCUCAUGAAGACCUGGAAAGUUAUCUUGAAGCAAUCGAGCAGUUAAGAAGGAACAUUCGUUUUUUCAGCAACAACAAGAGCUUCAAGAGUAGUGAUGGGGUGGUCAACCAUUCAAAUAAUUUACUUGCUAAGGCUAUCUCAAAGUUGGAAGAGGAGUUCAAGCAACUCUUAUCAUCCUACAGCAAACCUGUGGAGCCUGAACGUCUUUUUGAGUGCCUUCCCAGUUCGCUACGGCCAUCAUCAGAAUCGCCAGGAAACCAGGGUGAUUCUGGUGCCAAGAAUCAUUCAUCUAAUAGUCACUCUGAACACCAUAACCAUAACCUGGAAAAUGCUGUUUACACGCCACCUACUCUCAUACCACCACGGAUUCUACCAUUGCUUCAUAAUUUAGCCCAACAAAUGGUUCAAGCUGGCCACCAACUGCACUUGCUGAGAAUAUACAGGGAUACCCGUUCUUCAGUUUUGGAAGAGAGUCUUCGCAAAUUAGGAGUUGAAAAACUUAGCAAAGAUGAUGUUCAAAAGAUGCAGUGGGAGGUUUUGGAGGCUAAGAUUGGAAAUUGGAUUCAUUUCAUGAGGAUUGCUGUCAAACUACUAUUUGCUGGGGAAUGGAAAGUCUGCAAUCAAAUGUUUGAAGGCAUGGAUUCUCUCAGGGAUCAAUGUUUUGCUGAAGUUACUUCAAGUAGUGUUGCUGUGCUACUUAGUUUCGGAGAAGCGAUUGCAAGAAGCAAGAGAUCACCAGAAAAGUUAUUUGUGCUUUUAGACAUGUAUGAAAUAAUGCGAGAACUUCACUCGGAGAUUGAAACACUUUUCCAAAGCAAAGCUUGUAGUGAAAUUAGGGAAUCUGCAUUGGGUUUAACGAAGCGGCUUGCCCAGACAGCCCAAGAGACCUUUGGUGAUUUUGAAGAAGCAGUUGAAAAGGAUGCAACAAAAACUGCCGUGUUGGAUGGAACCGUCCAUCCUUUGACUAGCUAUGUCAUUAACUACGUGAAGUUUUUAUUUGACUAUCAAUCAACGUUGAAGCAACUUUUUCAAGAAUUCGAGAGUGGAGAGGAAACAAAUUCUCAGUUGGCUUCCGUGACAAUGCGAAUAAUGCAGGCUCUUCAAACCAAUUUGGAUGGGAAAUCAAAGCAGUAUAAGGAUCCUGCUCUGACUAACUUGUUUCUUAUGAACAAUAUUCACUAUAUGGUCAGAUCUGUACGCAGGUCUGAAGCAAAGGAUUUGUUAGGGGAUGACUGGGUCCAAAGACACAGGAGGAUUGUGCAGCAACAUGCAAAUCAAUAUAAGAGGAUUGCUUGGGCAAAGAUCCUGCAGUGCCUCACCAUACAAGGCCUGUCCUCAUCCGGGGGUGGUAGUUCAGUUGGUGGUGCUGAUGGAGGAAAUAGUAGUGGAGUUUCAAGAGCAAUAGUGAAGGAUAGGUUGAAGAUGUUUAAUAUUCAGUUUGAGGAGCUUCAUCAAAGGCAGUCUCAAUGGACGGUUCCUGACACUGAGUUGCGAGAAUCUCUGAGGCUUGCAGUUGCUGAAGUCUUGUUGCCAGCAUACAGAAAUUUCAUCAAACGCUUUGGGCCUCUGGUUGAGAGUGGUAAGAACCCCAUGAAGUACAUCAGAUUCACGGCAGAGGAUCUUGACCGAAUGCUUGGUGAAUUUUUUGAGGGGAAGACCUUAAAUGAACCUAGGCGGUAGAUUUCUGGCUCUAUGAUGCCACCAAGGGAGAAAAAAGGAAUAACGAAAGAAAAAAUCAACUCUAUCAAGUUCACGAGGUAUAUUGGCCUUUUCUUUCAUUACUGUGUACGUUAUACCCUUGGUGUGGGAAGCUCUCGUUUUUGUGAGUUUUUUUACUACAGUGGUGUUACAUGUCUAUAACUCUGUCCACUGGUUACUGGGAGAGGAAAAUAAAAGAAAAAUAGGUGGUGCUAUAUGCACAGUGACUGUUUUUGCGUACGUAAAUAGUCAUAUAUAUAUAUAUCUAGUUGUGCUGCUACCUUGUUAUUGGUGCAACUGGUGGUGUUGUAUUUGUCAUUGAUCUCCAGAUUUCUCUUGUUUAAAUAGAUGACACUUUCUGAAUUCUGAUUACAUGGUUCUUAUUUGAAUUGAUGAAAGUUGCAUUAUAUGCCCUUAUAAUCGUA